Sabethes cyaneus is the source of this 1110-nucleotide messenger RNA. RefSeq names its product DDRGK domain-containing protein 1 (gene Ddrgk1). Lineage: Eukaryota; Metazoa; Arthropoda; Insecta; Diptera; Culicidae. Bases 119 to 979 code for a protein of 286 amino acids. The transcript is spliced from 3 exons. The record is from RefSeq and is a predicted model, not a curated record.
CCAGCUCCACAUCUCGAUUUUCUUCCAAUUUCCAGUUUCCACAUUCCACUGUUCAAUUUUCCUACUGAUGUGGACACAUUGUCAGAUUAAUGCUGCAGCUAUCUUUUUAUGAGAAACUAUGGAAUUGAUAUUUCUGAUAACAAUUGCCGUAGCAUUACUAGUUGUGCUGCUGACGCUGUAUAUUUUCUCUCGAAAAGAAUCUUCAAAUAAAGCCGAGGCACAAAGAGCUGAGCCCCCCAACGUAGCAAGGCGAGCUCAGGUGAUACGCAAUCAGAGGAAUAGGGCUCGAGCAGCCGAACCGCAAGCAGAUGAUCGCAGAGAUAUUGAUUCUGACCACGAAGAAGACAUCCCACAUGCCAUACAGGAUUACAGUAGUGAAAAAAUUGGCGCCAAAAAGAGAGCCAAGUUGGAAGCCAAGGCCGAAAAAAAGGCUCAGAGAGAAGUAGAGUUGAAAAUUAGAGAAGAGCAAAAGAAAAAAGAUGCAUUAUUGGAGGAAGAACGAAAACGAGUAGAAGAAAAGGAAGCAGAAGAAGAAAAAAGGAGAGAAGAAACUGAGCGAAAAGCUCGCGAAGAAAUAGAACGAAAAGAACACGAAGAGUAUAUCAGGAUGAAAGAGAGCUUUUGUGUCGAAGAGGAAGGUUUCGACAAAGAAGAAGAAAAUGAUAAGCAAAACAUGCUCCAAGAAUUUAUCAAUUUCGUCAUGGAUAACAAGGUUAUAGUUCUGGAAGAUUUAGCCGUUCGUUUCAAGCUUAAAACACAGUCAGCUAUUGACAGGAUUACUGAGCUACAGAAAGAUGGUCGACUUAGUGGAGUAAUAGAUGAUAGGGGGAAAUUCAUCUAUAUAUCUGAAGAUGAACUGCGUUCUGUAGCAAAAUUUAUCAAACAACGUGGUCGUAUAGCUAUAAGCGAUCUAGCCGAAAAUAGCAGCAGUUUGAUUAAUUUAGUACCAGUUGUUUCGGGUCAGGAGCAACGUGUUUAGUUAUUAAAAUGUUGUCAUGUUAUUGAGACCAUUUUAUCCAAUCGUUGAAGAAUAAUAAAUAUAAGGCGAAUUAUUAACAUGGGAAAAGCUAGAAAUAAAUCCCACUAGGAUCAAACAGAGUUGUAGACAAG